Molecule: messenger RNA, 753 nt
Organism: Eutrema salsugineum
Lineage: Eukaryota; Viridiplantae; Streptophyta; Magnoliopsida; Brassicales; Brassicaceae
Exons: 4
Coding region: 50-559 (169 amino acids)
Cellular component (GO): chloroplast thylakoid membrane
Source: RefSeq, a predicted model, not a curated record
GUUUCAUUCUCCGAACGAAAUAUAAAACAGAGAAAAGCGCUUCGAAAAUAUGAAAGGCUUAGAAAUGGUGGUGACGUCUUUCUCUUCACCGCCGCCUAUCUUCUUCUCCCUUGGAGCUGAUCCUCAGAUUUCUUCUUCCAAUGGCCGCUUCGCGUUACCCUCGUCUCUAUUUUCCUAUUCUCUCAUAAAGGGACUAAGAAGACACCAAGAUGCAAAGCUGGUGGGAAACAGAGCAAGAGGUGUACCAGUUCGAGUCCUAGCAAAUCCAAAUGCAUCUCCUCCUCCAGGGAAAGGAAAGGUAAAAAAAGAGGUAUUCAUGGUAGACCCUCUUGAGGCCAAACGGUUAGCAGGAAAGCAAAUGGAAGAGAUCAAAGGCAGAGAGAAGCAACAGAGAAGGCGUGAAAUUGAGGCGAUAAACGGAGCUUGGGCAGUCAUUGGACUCAUGAUAGGGCUUGUGAUUGAAGCUCAAACAGGGAAGGGUAUUCUGGCUCAGUUGGCUGGUUAUUGGUCUGCGGUUCUGCAUAUUUUCAUUCCAGCAACACAGAAUCUCCCACAAUAGACAAAACAUUGACUAUAUGUCUUGUUGAGUUUUCAUUCGUUUUACUCUACUCUCUAUAGUGACAAAAAUUGAUGUUGUUCAUGUAAGUUGUUAACAGUGUCACCCCCUCGACUAUAUGCAGACCAACUAUAUACACGUUUCGGUUCUAUAAGAUGAUUUGGAUUGUAUUCAUAUUUUGUAGAUUCUCCCACUAU